Molecule: messenger RNA, 3495 nt
Organism: Cornus florida
Lineage: Eukaryota; Viridiplantae; Streptophyta; Magnoliopsida; Cornales; Cornaceae
Product: probable inactive histone-lysine N-methyltransferase SUVR2
Exons: 9
Coding region: 770-2908 (712 amino acids)
Cellular component (GO): nucleus
Molecular function (GO): zinc ion binding; histone methyltransferase activity; protein binding
Source: RefSeq, a predicted model, not a curated record
GAUAAUUGCAAUUACUGUUAUUAUCUUUUCUGCGUUACGACGGAUUGUUGGUUUUUUUUUUUUUUUUUUUUGGGUGUAGUUCAAUCGAUGUUUCGAUUCCAGAAAACCCAUCGCGAAACGACCCAAUAAUCAAAACUUAAAGUUGGUAUUUAGUAGUUUUUAGUGAUUAGGUUUAUUAUUAUUAUUAUAGCUUUCCUAAUGUUGUUAGUUUCAGGCAGUGGACCAUGUUCUAGGACUCUCUUGUAAAGUAUAUUAGGGCAUUUAGGAUUUGGUGUGUUAUAAGAUAGCAAGACAAAAGAUAGAGAAAUAGUGAGGGUUUGGGGGUUGAAUCUUGUAAUCUUCUUUAUUUUCACAUAGUGAAAUCUUGUAUUCUUUGUGUGGUGGGUGUUUACUUUUCUGUGGAUUUCUUAAUUAAGUUUUUGGUUGUGUGGCGUGUGUUUACUUUUUUUUGUCGAUUUCUUGAUUAAGUUUUUGGUUGUGUGGUGUGUGUUUACUUUUCUAUCGAUUUUAUGAUUAAGUUUUUGGUUAUAACAAUUUCUGAUAGGUUUUCUUACAGGGCAAAUUGGGUUUGUUAGUUUCAAAUAGGAAAAAAAUUACAUUAUCUACUAUUUGGAUCAACGAGGAAAAAGGAUCCAUAGAGACACUCAUCAAUCAAUUCAAACACUUGAGAAUCGGGUACCAUUUUUAUGGGCGGGGGAGUCUGCAUCAGAAAGAAACAAGUAGCUGCCAAAUUGAUACCAUAAUCAGGUAGCAAGCUUUUGGAUAAUUGAUGGCACCCAAUCCAAAAGUUGCAAAGGCCUUCAGUGCAAUGAAUGACUUGGGCAUUUCUGCAGAAACCGUGAAACCAGUUCUCAAGAACCUUCUUAGAUUGUAUGACAAAAGAUGGGAACUUAUUGAGGAGGAUAACUAUCGUACUCUUGCUGAUGCUAUAUUUGAAUCCGGGGAUGAUAAGCAAAGGGAAUAUGAGAGGAAAGACGUUAUGGUGCAUCAUGGGUCAGAACCUCCAUUUAAGAAACUGCAUGUGGCACAGCAGGAAGAUCAGGUUUCAUCCACAGUGGACAAUGCAAACACAAUGUUAGAUCUAGAUGAGGACAAUAUAUCACAAACUUCAAUUCUACCAAAACUGCAGGAGUUAUCUCAAUCAUGUCUGAAAGACCAGAGAAGUAUAUCUAGUUCUCAUUUGCUUCAGCCACCCAUUAAUGACAAAGGGAAGGAUCCCAUUUCAUCUCACUUUGUUCCCAGUAAUAGGAAAUCAUCUUUUGAUAGAGCAUCAUCUACAUUUCUGUCUAAUCCAGCAAUGGAUGGACUUGGUUAUGAUCAUAUUCGGAAAGAAAAGAUGCCUAAAGAUAAUCGUCCACAUUUUGCAGUACCCACAUCGAUGAUCCAUUCAGGUUCGUUGGAGGGUUCUUCAACUGUAGUUGAUUCUGUCAAAUAUUUUAUGACCCAAAAUGCGGAUAAUGGCAAUAAAGUUGAUGGCACAGCAGCCAAUUAUGGCACAGACUCUGAAGGUAGUUUUGAUAUUGCUUCAUCACCAUUUGGAGAGGUGAAAGUGAAACUAUAUUUGGACUGUAAUUCUGCCCUUGGACAACCGAAUUUUCACUGUCCAAAUUUUGAUGCAGUUGUGAAAUACGUGGAGAAUAAAUAUCUAAGAUCGUACAAGAUUGUUGGGCCUCAAUUUUCAGUAAUGAAGUUAUUGAAAGAACUAUGUGAAAGUUAUUUGGAACUGGGUACUGAUUCUGCUGAUAGGUUUCUUGUAAAAAGAUCUGGUGAUUGUGAUGGACGCAUUCGGGAGCACAGCAGAGAAAUUCUUAGAACUGGUAGUUUGGGGAGGGAAUUGAACAAAAAGGAAUUGAGCUUUUCUGGAUCUUCAAGUUCACGUAGUUUGGUGAUUGCUGAGCAGCAACCUACAGCUCAUGGUAAAAAGCGGUCCUUUCGUAGAAUCAGUGAUAUGGCAAAAGGUAUGGAAAAGGUGAAAAUUUCAUUGAUAGAUGAAAUCGGCAAUGAGCAUGUACCAAAUUUCAUUUACAUACCCCAAAAUACAAUAUAUCAAAAUGCAUAUAUACAUUUCUCUCUGGCUCGUAUUGCGGAUGAGGAUUGCUGUUCAGAUUGUUCAGGGGAUUGUCUUUCAUUUUCUGUACCUUGUGCAUGUGCUCGCGACACGGGGGGAGAGUUUGCCUACACACCCCAAGGCUUGCUGAAAGAAGAAUUUCUGACUGCUUGUAUUUCUAUGAAUCAAGAACCUCAAAAACACUAUAACUUUUAUUGUGAAGAUUGCCCACUAGAGAGGGCUAAGAAUGGGUACAGGCCUGAACCAUGUAAGGGCCAUUUAGUGAGGAAGUUUAUCAAAGAGUGCUGGAGAAAAUGUGGUUGCAACUUACAGUGUGGGAAUCGUGUUGUACAGCGAGGCAUUGCCUGCAAUUUGCAGGUGUUUUUAACCAAUGAUGGUAAAGGAUGGGGUCUUCGAACACUUGAGGAAUUGCCUAAAGGUGCUUUUGUCUGUGAAUAUGUUGGAGAAAUUUUGACCAACAUGGAAUUGUACGAGAGGAAUAACCAAAGCAGUGGCAAUUUGAGACAUACAUACCCUGUGCUACUUGAUGCAGAUUGGGGUUCGGAAGGAGUUUUAAAGGAUGAAGAUGCACUUUGUUUGGAUGCAACAUAUUAUGGAAAUGUUGCAAGAUUUAUAAAUCAUAGAUGCUUUGAUGGAAACUUGCUUGAGAUUCCAGUAGAAGUGGAGACCCCCGAUCACCACUAUUACCAUCUUGCCUUUUUCACUAAAAGAAAAGUGGAUGCUUUGGAGGAACUGACAUGGGAUUAUGGGAUUGACUUUGAUGAUCAUAAUCAUCCUAUUAAAGCGUUUCAGUGUUGCUGUGGAAGUGCAUUCUGCCGAAGCAGAAAAAAAUGGAACUAAUUCAAGUGUCAGAGACUCACACCACUUAGACAACCAACUGGUUGGAUAAUCAAACCUCAAACAAGUUGAAUUCUUGUUCUUUUACAGAGCUUGGUAGAAUGAAUUAUUGAGCGUCAAAGCUGCCUUGUUUGCAAUGUCAAGGCAUAUGAUACAGAACAGAGGAAUUCAGCAAGAAUUUUGUAAGCCAAACCUGUGCAGAGGCCAUUUUUGGGGACAUUAUCACAUAAAGAUUUUUGUAGAAUCAAUGGAUAUGAUGUAGGCAUUUGAAUCAGCUGGUUGACUAUUGUUUUUCGUUUUUUCUUUUCUACAUUUUAGAUCCUCCACAGAAAUGAACUUUUAGUCGGAUAAUGUUUCGGAAGCUAUGAAGCUAAGACUAGUUCGAGCCUCCCUUGUUUUGUUGUUUGUACAAUCAAACUUGAGUUUUGUAGCAAUUAUCAAAAAAGAAGUGGGAAAAAGGACCCCCAAAAAAAAAAAAAAAAUAGUUAGUAAAUUUCUGGUGUAUGAUCUAUCUAUAGUGAUGAACAAGCAUGUUUAAAAAUGACCAGAAAAUUAACAAAUGUGCUGAAAAUUAGUUCUUUUGAUAUAUA